This is a messenger RNA of Symbiodinium pilosum, 483 nucleotides long. Lineage: Eukaryota; Dinophyceae; Suessiales; Symbiodiniaceae. The record is from the annotation of a GenBank genome assembly.
AUGGCGUGGCCACGCCGAAAAGAUCGCAGAAGGCCAGGCGCUCUGGUCGCAGCGCUGAUUUUCGGCACCUUCGCGGGGCAGCUUGCUGAGACUUUUGUGGCGCAGAGAAAUGAGGCGCAGGCAAAGGGAAGAACAGAAGCCUUCCACCUAGCAGGUGCACCGAUUCUAGCCAUGCCACAAGCAGCGAAGGCGGCCAGCGAGUCUGGCCUUGCUGAGCUUUUUUCAGGCCUGAGUGAUUCCGGCGAUGGAGAAGGUAGCUACAUCAAGUGGGGCCUGUCGCAGCAGAUCUUUGCUGCUGUGUUUUUCGUGCUGUUUCCAUUCGGCACCCUGUAUCUCAUUUUUUCUGGCCGCCUUGGAUGGUGGAAUUAUGAUGAGGACGGCAAGGAGCUGACUGCGGAGGAGUACCGGAAAGCCAACAAUGCGGAGAAACCGACUUGGGGAAGGUUUCCAUGGGAGCUGGAAAGCGACCUCUACAAGAAGUAG